This is a messenger RNA of Linum tenue, 1142 nucleotides long. Lineage: Eukaryota; Viridiplantae; Streptophyta; Magnoliopsida; Malpighiales; Linaceae. The record is from the annotation of a GenBank genome assembly.
UCAGAACCUGUGUUCCCCUGUUCUGUUCUUUUUCAUAGUUCAACAAUGUCUGCCAUUGUUAACCUCUCAAGUGUCCUCCCACAUAAGGGCACCUUCCCUUUCGCCUCCUUCAAAGGGUGGUCAUCACCACCACGAGCCUCGAGAAGCAGUGACAAGCCAUGGAUUGUGGCGAACCAAGGUCGCAGCACCAUCGUUAACAGCCAUAUAUCGAGAAGGCAAGCUGAGAAGAAGAGAUUACUACUGGUCAUUACCACAAAAACAAGAACAACCAAGUGCUUGUCAGUGGAUGACGUGGACAUCACGUCAGCUGGGUCUGAUCCCAUUUCCCCAUAUGUUGUCGUCAACAGCUUGUAUGAAUAUAUCAAUGCAAAGAAGUUGAAGGAACUUGGAGACCUGAUCUCUGUGGAUUGUACCUUGGAGGAUUGCUCAUUUCCUUUCCCAAUCCAGGGGAAGAAGGAAGCCAUGAUUUUCUUCCAGCAGCUCACCAGCAGCAUGGGCCAGAAUGUGAAGUUCAGAAUCGACCGAGUCUGCGAUAAUAGCCAUGAGCUCACAGCCGCCAUCAACUGGCACCUUGAGUGGAAUAAGACUCCCAUACCAUUUACUAGAGGGUGCAGCUUCUACGAGUGCACAAUGGGACAAGGAUCUAGCCUGGUCAUUAAGAAAGCUUUAGUUGUGAUCGAGUCACCUAUUAAACCAGGAGGCAUUGUUCUGGCAUUGUUAAGGAAUGUGACCGCAUUAUUCGACGAAUUCCCUACAGCAGCUGAAUGGUUCUUGCAGAGUCCUCAUGUAAUCAUCCGAUUCUUGAUGCGAAUGUACUCUACCUUUAUGGCACCAGUUAUCAAUCCACUUAUGGCUGGCUACUUCAAGAUGUGGACUUUAAUUGCUCGCUUCUUCACUCUUGGAAUUCAACUAUUGCUCUACAUCUCAAACAAGUAUUUUGGAAAGGAUUAGACUUUGAUCCUCUGUGACCCUGUUCGAUUCAAUUGGUAAGAGAUGAAUUGGAGAAACCGCAACUGGAGCAAAUAGUAGAAGUGAAAGUGUAUGCCAAAAAAGUUCAUCAAAUAAGUGAAAGGAUUGGGAAACAGUUAGGUGCUCAUUGUUUUUUUUUUUUUUUUUGUAUGUAAAAUUAUAAAAUAAGUGAG